This is a messenger RNA of Ipomoea nil (Japanese morning glory), 4399 nucleotides long. RefSeq lists its product as uncharacterized. The transcript has 3 exons. The coding region runs from base 321 to 4238 and encodes 1305 amino acids. Gene Ontology annotation, molecular function: DNA binding. NCBI's taxonomy places the organism in Eukaryota, Viridiplantae, Streptophyta, Magnoliopsida, Solanales, Convolvulaceae. The record is from RefSeq and is a predicted model, not a curated record.
CUUUAACUUUUCCCCAAAACCGGGUCUCUUGCUACUCUCAAUCCAUUUGUCUUCGGUUCUCUCUCUGGUUUUGUUUGAUGAAUUGAAGUCUGAUUUUUCUGCAAAAUUUCGGAUUUUUACAGUGAUGAAUUACAGAUUUGAGAUCUGCAGAUAAAUUGGUUUGAUUUCACCAUUUUCCCAUUUUGUAUUUUUAUUUAUUUAUUUUUUUAAUUUGUUUGCUUGUCCCGCUCGUGACCGUAUUUCAUACAAACAGUGCCAUCUGGAAGUUAUAUAUUUGCUCCGGGAAACUCAAAUUUGCCCCUCUGCUUCCCCUUUCACUAAUGGCUUCCGCCACCGUCGAUACUCCUUCUCUUCCGGCCGCCGCCGCCGUCGCCGAGACUCCGCUUCAACUUGAUUCAAUACCUACCGUUGAUCUUAGACUUCUGUCCCAAUCUGAGCUCUACUCUCUUUCCCAGUGUUCCCCGUCCGCUUUUGAUCCCCGUCGCUUGGACGACGUCGUUAGCCCCAAACUCGACCGCUCCGUGUUCAAUGAGUCAGCGGGCUCGCGCAAGCAGACUUAUUCGCGUCUCCGUCUGGCUCCGGCUGCCUCUUCCACCGCUCUCCGUAGCCGCACGCCUCAUCUCCGCGCCACAAAUCACAACCCGAAUCAGCCCUCUAUGGAGACUGACCCCGAGAGCUUUCAAAUCGUGUCUCUUCUGAAACAGCUUUUUAAAGCCGAGGCGAACCCCUCCGACUUAAUUCCUAUUCCAGUAGAUUAUUCGGUCUCGGUUUCCCAAUUGCCCAAUGCGGCGCCCGCUGGGUUCAAAAGAAAACGUGGUCGGCCGCGGAAGGAUAAAAGCGACAUUGUCAACUCCAAUUUCAGCCAUGCAAGUCAUUCCAAUGGCGAUUUGGCGAUGACGAACGUAGUGGUCUAUGAUAAUUCGGUGGAUAGGGAUAAAGAGAUUGUGAAUGCUGAUGGUGUGCCCGUGGAUAUGGUGGCUCUGGGCUCGUUGGAGGAUCCAUUUUCCAUGGAGUUGAGGCGGAGGACAGAAGGACUUGAGGGCGAGGAGAAGCUGUUAGGGUUUCUCGAGGGUUUGAAUGGGCAAUGGGGAAGUAGGAGAAAAAAGAGAAGAAUUGUUGACGCCAGCCAGUUUGGGACUACUUUGCCAAAAGGUUGGAAGCUUUUGCUCUCCCUCAAAAGGAAGGCUGGCCGGGUUUGGGUGUACUGCCGCCGCUACAUAAGCCCGAAUGGACGGCACUUCGUGUCAUGCAAGGAAGUUUCCAUAUACUUGCUUUCUCUUCGUAGUGAACAAGGCACUGUUCCAUUUAAUUCCAUUGAGAGUUCCAAAAGCAUCCUUGAUGGUGAUAAACAUGCUUCUACUGAUACAAACAAAAUGCUACAGAUAAGAGAUACUGUUGUUCCAGAUGUUACUAAGAAGGAAAAUGUUGCUAGCCAUGUAUCAUCACCCCCUGUUAGUAAUACUUCUGUUAAUGAUCAGAUGCAAGAUGUAUUGAAGCUUGGAGAUCUGCAAGAGGUCCAUGUAGGGGAAAUUGCUCAUUGUGAGAAUUGUAAUUUGGAUUUUGGUAACAAGGAUGAUCUGUUGCAGCACCAGUCUUCUUGUCAGAGGAGAAAAAGAUCAAAAAGUGGUCAAUCCAUUUCUGAUGGGGUAAUUAUUAAAGAUGGAAAGUUUGUGUGCCAGUUCUGCCACAAGUCAUUUGACGAAAGGCAUCGGUACAAUGGUCAUGUUGGUACCCAUGUGAGAAAUCAAGUAAAGAGUGCCAUUGAAUCACUACAGGUGAAUAUGGGUUCACAAACAGAUUCUACACUGCAAGAACCAAUUGUUGCAAACAGGGAUUUUUCAGAAAUUAGUGGCUUGGAUACAAAAACUAAGAUGAAUUCUUCACCUAAAGGUAAUUUUGGUAAUCUGGAUGGCGAGCACUUGGAGACCUUUGAUAAAUCAAUAAGUGCUGAUGCCCCUGUGGAUUUGUUUUCUAAUAAAUCUACCAGAUGCUCUACCUCUGAAACUAUUUUGUCGAAUGAUGAGAACACUGCUUGUUGCCCACCUGCUGCUGAGGAUGCUUCUGAGAAAGCCAAUAAUAGUUAUGAUCAACAAGGAAGGAAUUCAAGCAGCUCUUCACCUUUCCCAUUGAAUGAUAAAUUGGAUAUUGUUAAAAAUAGUGCAACCGGGGGUACUUCUAGUAUAGUGGAGUUUGAAAAGGGUCCAAUUUCUGGAAGUGAUUUACAUUCUUCAGAUGGUAAUGUGGAAACGUGUGAUGUUGAUGAGCUGCAACUUGACAAGGAUAGGCAUGCUGCAAACAAAGAGUCAAUAUCUGGACUAUGCAUUAAUAGCAGUGGGCUGGAUGGAACUCAGAUCAGUGUGCAUCUGCCUUGUGAUGCUGAAUCAUGUAGGGAAGAGAUGAAUGUUGUCUCAGUCUCUUCUAUCCCAACAGGCUCUGCACAAAAAAAGGGUUCAGAAGAUUGUUUAAAGACACUGUCAGGUGAUGAGAUGCUACUUGACAAGGAUAGGCAUGCUGCAAACAAAGAGUCAAUAUCUGGACUAUGCAUUAAUAGCAGUGGGCUGGAUGGAAAUACUCAGAUCAGUGUGCAACUGCCUUGUGAUGCUGAAUCAUGUAGGGAAGAGAUGAAUGGUGUCUCAGUCUCUUCUAUCCCAACAGGCUCUGCACAAAAAAGGGUUUCAGAAGACUGUUUAAAGACACUGUCAGGUGAUGCAGAAGAACGUGCUGGUAAUUUAAAUCUUGUUUUUUCUAGCUGUGUUGAUGAGCAGAGAUUUGAUGACAUGUCCAGUGAUAAGAAAAAUUACAGUGGUGGUUGUGCCGAAUCAAACAAUGAUAAUGUAAGUAACUUGGAAAUGGAAGAUCAUUUUGGGUGUGCUCCAUCUUGGAAAAAAGAUAUAGAUUCUGCUGAAAAGUAUGGAAGUCAAUUUCCUGAUUGCUUUGAAGAGGAGCCUAGAGAGCAAAAGACUCUUGAGAGUGGUCUGCUUUCCUUGUCAGGUUAUGAGAAGAAUGAUGCAAUUGAAAAUUAUGUUGAUAAUGUUUCAAUGAGGAAGGUUGAUAAUUUGGAUGUCAACAUACUCCAAGAUGUUAAUGUUGAUGAUGAGUUGAUUUUUCCUUUUAGCAGCAGUCAUGGCGCACUAAAUGCUGAUGCUUCUACUGACUUGAAACAGGAUAGAAGUCUUAACUUCUCACUUUUUUCUGAUGGUAAUGAAAACAAGGCUUGCAAAAGUAAUGUGGAAAUGUAUGAGCAGGAACCGUCUGAAACUGCAAUGCUUCCUCCGGCUUUUGUUCAGGAAGCUUCUAAUCAGGCGUUUAGUAGAGCUAGGAGCUAUACCAACUCAUUAGAUGGACCUAAACUUAAUGGACUUCAUGGUUCAGUGCAUCAAGAUCUGAAUCUCUCUUUUGGAAAUUCUCAUGUAGAAGUUGGUGCAAAUGCUAAUACAAUGCAACUUCAGCAGCAAGGAUACCCUGCAGGGAGGUCUGGUUUCCAAUUUGGUGUGGGGCAAACAUAUGGUGCUCAAACUAGUCUUCAUAACAUUGAUCACAGAAGAGUAGAAAAUCAGAAGCAGGGAGGAGUGAUUGGGGUUGAUUUGCAGAACUCAUCAUUCAAUAGCAAUGUCGUUGAUUUUGGAAAUAAUUAUAAUACGGUUUUCUCUAAUACUGGCUGGGGAGAACAGAGAAUGGAUGAGGUCGGAAAAUUUGGGAAGAAUAUUAUGACUAGUGCUAGGAGUAAUAAUAUUGUCCAGCCUAACAAAGGUAUGAUGGAUGACAACAUUUGGAGAACUAGUGUGGGAAAUCUAUUGAAUCAUGAUGGCUCGGCAGCUAAUGCAAACUCACUGGUGCAGUCAUCAAACUGCUUUCAGACCUAUGACAUAAUGUCAGAUAAGGGCGAAGGUCUGUUCAAAUUGAACCAGAACAUCCAGAAGUAUGAUAGAAGUGGGAAUUUUGAAGGGUUGAGACCAGAGAGAAGCGAGCCAGUGGAAUACAGUUUUAUGGGCACACAAAGUUUGAGCUGUGGCCAACAAGAUUCCAAGGUAUUCUCUUACGGGGUGGAUAUGGGAGAAGGGUUUAAUUCCCCGUUUUGGCUUGGAAAAGAUACAGGUGUAGCCCCAAAUUUAUCGGGAAGAAACAUGGUUCCUACCGUGUGCAUUUGGUGCAGCAGCGCAUUCUAUCAGGACGCCAUCCAAUCCGGCGCACAUGCAGCGGCUGGUUCAAUGUGCCCAACCUGCAGUUCUAGAAUUUAAGGCUUUUGUAGACUGGUCUUGAUACAUAUUAUGAUUUCGAAAUUCUUUAGUUCAUUGAAGGGUCACUUUACUAUAUAAUAAAACCAAUCUCUACUGUAAGAAUUAGACUUUGUAUUAGACAUUUUUUUCUUGUCCUGUCUUGUUGCUUUUAGGGUUAAGAA